Molecule: messenger RNA, 465 nt
Organism: Dendronephthya gigantea
Lineage: Eukaryota; Metazoa; Cnidaria; Anthozoa; Malacalcyonacea; Nephtheidae
Exons: 1
Coding region: 1-465 (154 amino acids)
Source: RefSeq, a predicted model, not a curated record
AUGGUAAAGAUGCUGCAGCCAGCCAAACUCUCGCGUUCUGCUGGGAAAAAAAUCCAAGUUAAAACCUUCCCAGGGGCCAAAAUAGCGGACAUGGAGCAUUACGUACAACCAACGCUACGUACAAAGCCCAAUACGAUUAUCUUACAUGUUGGUACAAACGACAUACAGAACAAGAAACCAGAGGAGCUAGCAGCCGAAGCGAAGGCGUUAUGUCAAGGUAUAGUAAAACGGAAUCCUACUUGCGAAAUAGCUAUCUCAGAAAUUGUAAAACGACAAGAUCCGAUGUUAAACACUAAGAUUCAUGAAACUAAUAAAUUGUUAUCGAAUCUUUGCGAAGAAUCAAAUUGGUACUUUAUUGAUCACAGCAAUAUAAACACUAGACAUCUUAAUGGAUCAGGUUUACACCUAAAUAGGCAAGGUACAGCCUUACUGGCAAAAAACUAUAUCAAUUUUUUUAAAACUUGA